This is a messenger RNA of Equus quagga, 2193 nucleotides long. RefSeq names its product A-kinase anchor protein 5-like. Gene Ontology annotation, molecular function: calmodulin binding; beta-2 adrenergic receptor binding; glutamate receptor binding. Bases 387 to 1676 code for a protein of 429 amino acids. The record is from RefSeq and is a predicted model, not a curated record. Gene Ontology annotation, biological process: positive regulation of adenylate cyclase activity. Gene Ontology annotation, cellular component: dendritic spine; excitatory synapse; plasma membrane. Lineage: Eukaryota; Metazoa; Chordata; Mammalia; Perissodactyla; Equidae. The transcript has 2 exons.
CUGCGGUCCCUCUGCAGAGGGCUGCUUGCUCCAGGUGCGACCGUGGCUUCCCGGCUGCCUAGGCGCCUGGCCCCGCGAGCGCCCCCCGACCUCGGCAGCAGAGUCGGACAGGGACCCCGGCGUCUUCGGUUGAUCGUUAAAUAAAACAAAAAUCUACCCAGUAAAGGGCUUUCGUGAAGAAAUUAAAGAGAGAAAUUACAAUAGAGAAACUAGGCAUUUGUAUACUGGAGAAACCUCCUUAACAACUAUAUGGAGUAAGACGAAAAGAGUGGAUACACCUGGAAGAAAUUUUACUUAGUAUGAUGUUUUUGCCCACCUUUUUGUCAUAAAAGGCUGCUAAGGAAGAAGGAAUACAGUUUUCUGGAGAAAGAGAGUGUAAUGUAAAAAUGGAGACCACAGUUUCUGAAAUUCAAGUAGAAAGCAAGGAUGAGAAGAGACCAGCAGAAGUUAGUCCUCAGGAUAAGAGGCAGGAAGAAGAGGCAUCGAUGCUUUGCUUCAAGAGAAGAAAGAAACCAGCCAAAGCGGUGAAGCCCAGAGUCGGCUCUGACGCUGCUGGUGUGGCAAGGAAGUGUCCCCUAGAAGCAGGCGCUUCUGAUCAGCCACAACCCCAAGUGGGGGCCUGGGCCUCAAUCAAACGUCUUGUAACACGCAGGAAAAGGUCAGAUUCUUCAAAGCAGCAGAAGCUCUUUGAGGCUAAAGUGCAACCUGAAAUCAAUGCUGAAGAUGCUGAUCCUUCUAAGAAAAAGGCAAAAUCCAGACUUAAGAUUCCCUGCAUAAAAUUCUCCAAAGGGGAGAAAAGAAGUAAUCAUUCCAAAAUUAUUGAAGACUCAGACUGCAGCAUCAGAGUCCAGGGAGAAGCUGAAAGUUUGGAUACAAAAACUCUGACCCAAUCAGAUGACCAGGCCACAAAGACCAAGGUCACCCAGGAUGUAAGUGAAGAUGUCUCUCAGAAAGGGAUUGAUGAGGUCUGUGAAUUCAAUGUGAGCAACAGCAUAAUUUCUCCUGGAGAGACAGUGAUUUCAGUAGAAGUUGGGUUAGAUAUGGGGCCUUCUGCUAUUCAAACAGGAACUCUAAUUCUUGAAAAAGAUAUUGAGAUGACUGAGGAAAAGCAAAGUGUUCAACCCCAGCAGGCAAGCCCACUUGAAAUUUCAGAAACAGAACAUCCGCUACCAGUGGUUUCUGAUGUUUCGCCCUCACCUGCAAUCCCAGAUCAACAAAUUGUGGAAGAAGCCAGAAACAGUAUCCUAGAAAGUGGACCAGAUUGGAAAGACUAUGAAAGUAGAGAGAUUGUAGCUGAAGAGAGUAAGCCAAAAGACACUGAAUUGAGCCAGGAAUCAGGCUUUAAAGAAAAUGAGAUCAAUGCAGAGAAACCCAAACCAGAAGAAAGCAAAAGAAUGGAGCCAAUUGCUAUUAUUAUUACAGACACUGAAAUCAGUGAAUUUGAUGUUAAGAAAUCUAAAAAUGUCCCUAAGCAAUUCUUAAUGUCAAUGGAAAAUGAGCAAGUAGGAGUUUUUGCUAAUGACAGUGGUUUUGAAGGUAGAACUUCAGAACAAUAUGAAACACUUUUAAUAGAAACAGCCUCUUCUCUUGUCAAGAAUGCUAUCCAGUUGUCUAUAGAACAGCUCGUCAAUGAAAUGGCCUCUGAUGACAAGAAAAUAAACAACCUUCUACAGUGACUUAAUUUCCAGAUCAUGGGAGGGAAAAAAAAGCUUAAUGAUGAAUUAUUUUACAUGUGUGUGGCAUUUCUUACGCAGUAACAAAUGAGAGAUUUAUCAUCUGUGGAAUUUAAAGGUAUAAUUCCAGCCCAGAAGUGCUAAAGAAUUAAUCAAGUUAAUAAAACUCUCCCUAACACUGAAAUGCAGUCACUUCUGGGUUGGAGGAAGUCAGUACAGACUACGAUGCAAGGAGACACAGACGGAGCUGCUAAAAUCACAUGUGGUGAUUGAGAUGCUGGGAAGAAGAUGUAUUUAUGGAGCUCUUACAGUAUGCCAUAAGCUCUUUGAUAUCCUCUGACGUCACAAAGCCUGGUUUCCUUGUGAUAGUUCAACCCUCUGUAUUGGUUAACAUCCCAUUCAGUUUUCCAAAAACUUUUUUUUACAGUGCACUUUUAUGUUGUUUGAAACGGUGAAUAAGGUGAGCUAUUUUUGUGAAUGUGUGAUUCAGAGUUGUUACACUCCUAGGCAGUAGUCUUAC